AUGGUGCUGGUGCUGGUGGUGCUCAUCCCGGUGCUGGUGAGCUCCGCCGGUACCGACGGCCGGUACGAGAUGCUGGGGACCUGCCGUAUGGUUUGCGAGCCCUACGGCCCCGCCGCCGCCGCCCCCCCGCCGCAACCGGCCGAACGCGGCCCCCUCCCGCCGCCCUCCACCCUGGUGCAAGGUCCCCAAGGCAAAACGGGGCGACCGGGGAAACCGGGACCACCGGGACCACCGGGAGAACCGGGACCGCCGGGACCGGCGGGGGCGCGGGGUGAAGCGGGACGACCGGGACCCCCGGGAUUACCGGGACCGGGGGCUACGGGUGCGGUGAGCGCGGCUACCUAUAGCACGGUGCCGCGCGUCGCCUUCUACGCCGGCCUCAAGAACCCCCACGAGGGCUACGAGGUCCUCAAGUUCGACGACGUGGUCACCAACCUGGGCAACAGCUACGACGCCGCCUCCGGCAAGUUCACCUGCGCCAUCCCCGGCACCUACUUCUUCACCUACCACGUCCUCAUGCGCGGCGGCGACGGCACCAGCAUGUGGGCCGACCUCUGCAAGAACGGUCAGGUGCGGGCCAGCGCCAUCGCGCAGGACGCCGACCAGAACUACGACUACGCCAGCAACAGCGUCAUCCUGCACCUGGACGCGGGGGAUGAGGUCUUCAUCAAGCUGGACGGGGGCAAAGCCCACGGUGGCAACAACAACAAGUACAGCACCUUCUCUGGCUUCAUCAUCUACUCGGACUGAGCCUGGACCCACGGCAUCGCCCCACAGCCCUCCAGCCCCACGGCAUCCCCCUGCUGCUGUCCAGCCCCACAGCAUCCCCGCGCGGCCAGCCAGCUAGCCCCACGGCACCCCCCCCCGAUAUCCUCGAGUGACCACCCAGCCCCACAGCAUCUCUCUGCCGUGGUUUGACUCCCUGCUGCUGUCCAGCCCCACGGCAUCCCCCCACUGCUGUCCAGCCCCAUAGCCUCCCCUUGCUGCUGUCCAGCCCCACGGCAUCCCCCCACAGUGGUCCAGGCCAUCUAUGGUGCCCCAAACCCCCCCUUUCCCGUUAGCUUACCCUACGGCUGCUAA
Messenger RNA from Gymnogyps californianus (California condor), 1080 nucleotides. RefSeq names its product complement C1q like 1 (gene C1QL1). Gene Ontology annotation, molecular function: protein binding. The coding region runs from base 1 to 750 and encodes 249 amino acids. The transcript is spliced from 2 exons. Lineage: Eukaryota; Metazoa; Chordata; Aves; Accipitriformes; Cathartidae. The record is from RefSeq and is a predicted model, not a curated record.